UCGCUAUUGGCUGAGAGAAGUUGUUUACCGCAAUUCAAAAUAGUUGAUGUAUGCGGUCGGUUACUGUGUCGAGAGGCGAGAGCUGGGUAUAUUUUCCACAUUUAUGAUCCGUAUUUCGCGUACCCGGACAUCACGAUGGUGCGAUACGCCGCCCUUAAAGGAUUGUACGAUCUGGAGAAGACGAUCGGCAGCGGCGGCUUCGCCAAAGUCAAGUUGGCGACUCAUGUCGCAACCGGUGAGAAGGUUGCCAUCAAGAUUAUGGAAAAGACGACAUUGGGCGAAGAUUUACCAAGAGUGAAGCUUGAAGUGGAGGCACUCAAAACGCUGUUGCAUCAACAUAUCUGUAGAUUGUAUCAAGUAAUAGAGACAGAGAGUCAUUAUUUCAUGGUAUUAGAAUAUUGUUCCGGUGGAGAGCUUUUUGAUCAUAUAGUUGAGAAAAAUAAAUUAUCGGAAGCUGAUUCUCGAAAGUUCUUUUGCCAGAUAGUUUCUGCUGUUGCAUAUAUGCACAAUUUGGGAUACGCUCAUAGAGAUUUAAAGCCUGAAAAUGUUUUAUUGGAUAAAGAAGAGAACUUAAAGUUAAUUGACUUUGGACUAUGUGCCAAACCUAAAAUGGGGAUGCAAGCGCAUUUAUAUACUUCUUGUGGGUCUCCCACCUAUGCAGCACCAGAACUCAUAAUGGGGAAGAAAUAUUUAGGUUCAGAAAUAGACAUUUGGAGCAUGGGAGUUCUUCUUUAUGCUUUACUAUGUGGAUUUUUGCCAUUUGAUGAUAACAAUUUAGAAAAUUUAUACAAAAAGAUACUUAGUGGCAAAUAUGAGGAACCCUACUGGCUUUCUAAUGAUACUAAAACAUUAAUCAAGUCAAUGCUACAAAUUGAUCCAAUAAAAAGAAUUACUAUUCAAGAAUUAUGUCGUCAUCCAUGGGUUACAUCAAAUUCUCUGAAGCCUAUAACAUUCAUUCACAAAACAAAAUUUGAAAAAGAUGAUGAAGUAUUGAACACUAUGUCUGCUAUUUGUGGUGAAAAUAAUGAAGAUAUAUGGAAGAAACUUAUGCAAAGUGAUAGGACUGAUUAUAGAACAGCUACGUAUCUGUUAUUGCUUGAUAGAAAAUUACGUGGACUUUCGCUAAAAAUAGCAUCUGUAACAAAAUCUCAUCUUAAGCAGGAAACGAAUGGCACUCAUGUUCCACAACAUGAAGUAGUGAUUAACAAUUUUAUAACAAAACUCGAUCAUUCUCCAAGAAGCAGAAUAAACAAAAAGCAAUCUCCAGUGAUCGAUGUUACUUACAAUGUUUUGCCUAAAAGAAAUGAUGAAGAUAACUUUACAGAACCAUGUAUACCAACACGAAAAAGAUUACGAAGCAGAGAACCUGAUGACAUAUCAUCGCCUACUCCAGCAAAAAAACCGCCUGACAAUAGAUUAGUUACUACUCCUACGCAAUGUGUAACACCAGAUUCUAGAAUUUCACAAGCAUCUACACCAGGCAGUGCAAGAAAAGUUAUAAUGGGAUUAGAACGAGGAUUGAAUCGUGUGAGAUAUGUUCUCACACCAAAGAAACGAGUGAAAAAUGAAAAUAUAGAUCCCGAGGAACCGAAUAUACUCUCAGGAAAGGGAUUAUCUAAUGUGUCUGCGACGUGCAGCGGUUGUCCAAAAUAUGUCCUCUCGAAAUUGAGAUGUGCUCUUCGACGAAAGGGUGUAAUGUGCCGUCAGAAAGGAUUUAUUCUGCAAGGGGAGACUGAAGAGUUCUUUUCAGAAAAUAAGAAAGAUUUGUCCAAGUCAAUUUCCUCGCUAAAUACCUGUUCCUUCGAGCUUGAAGUUUGCCUCUUGGAGAUUGGUCCAAAUGGAAAACGGUUAGUUGGCAUUCGUCGAAAAAGACUAAAGGGUGACGCGUGGGUCUACAAACGUGUCUGUGAAGAGAUACUUGCUCUCACAGCAGAGGACAUUUCUACGAACCCAGAAGAUUCCUUCGAGUCCAAAUAUCCUAUUUGAGAAGGGAUUUAUGGGAGAAUGUAUAUGUGCAACGCAUAGUAUAAGCCUUAAAAAUAUGCAAUUUUUAGUUUACUCACAUUUAAUUAUUACGAAGAGAGAUUAUUUUGAUAUAACAUUUAUUUCUUAGAGAUUAAAACUAGAUAUAUGACUAAAAUAUAACAGAUCUAUAAAGAUCUAUAAAAAUAUUCCUGAAGUGCGGGUUGUAAUCGUAUAAGUGGAAAUAAUGUAAUAAUAUUUAUGCGAUAAGCUAAUAAAUUUAUAAAUUACA
Messenger RNA from Nylanderia fulva, 2254 nucleotides. RefSeq names its product maternal embryonic leucine zipper kinase. Lineage: Eukaryota; Metazoa; Arthropoda; Insecta; Hymenoptera; Formicidae. Gene Ontology annotation, cellular component: cytoplasm. The record is from RefSeq and is a predicted model, not a curated record. Gene Ontology annotation, molecular function: ATP binding; protein serine/threonine kinase activity. Gene Ontology annotation, biological process: intracellular signal transduction; protein phosphorylation.